This is a messenger RNA of Glycine soja, 932 nucleotides long. Its product is annotated as LOB domain-containing protein 39-like. The transcript has 2 exons. Gene Ontology annotation, biological process: regulation of gene expression. NCBI's taxonomy places the organism in Eukaryota, Viridiplantae, Streptophyta, Magnoliopsida, Fabales, Fabaceae. The coding region runs from base 341 to 847 and encodes 168 amino acids. The record is from RefSeq and is a predicted model, not a curated record.
AUUUCAAAAACCGAGGGAGGCAUGUGUGGAGUCUGACAAAGCGGUGCAGAAACACGGAGCUGUUCUUCUUAGAACUGAGAACUGAGAUGGAUGAUAUAUAUAUAUUCCCUUCACAACCCUACACACAGAGCACAGCACAAAGCAAAGCAAAGGAGUGAAAGAACCCACCUUACACACAAACCCAAACUCAACUCAACCCAAGUUACUCCUUAACUUAACUCUACGACCUUUUCUCCUUUGCCCUCACUCCUGCAAAUAAAGUACUGACAUAAAACAAACACGAUUCUUGUCCGAAAACAAAAAGCAAGAACGUAGUAAAACUCAAAACCAGGAAAUUAAUAUGAGUUGCAACGGUUGCCGUGUGCUCCGGAAGGGGUGCAGUGACACAUGUCCUCUGAGGUCGUGCCUGCAGUGGAUCGAGUCUCCGGAGUCACAACGACACGCCACUCUCUUCCUCGCUAAGUUCUUUGGCCGUAGCGACCUAAUUUCCUUCAUUUCUUCCGUCCCCGAAACCAAAAGACCCGCAUUGUUUCAGUCUCUGCUAUUUGAAGGGUGCGGGCGAAUGGUAAAUCCGGUGAACGGUGCCGUGGGACUUCUGUCGAGCGGAAAAUGGCACGUGUGUCAGGCCGCUGUGGAGACGGUGCUCGACGGAGGCGUUCUUCGUCCGUCGUCUGAGACAUUCACCGGAGAUUCCGAUGACACGCGCUAUCAUUUACGGACAUUAACACUCAUGCAUGACGUGAGAGAGAUGAAUGAGAACUCAAGUUUGAUGAAUAGACCACAGGAAUUGGAGAUGGCCAGUUACGGCAACCACAAAAAAAAUCAGAUUUUGAAUUUGUUCAUGUAAGACCAUAUAUGCGUUAUAUUAUGACAUGUUACAAUAUCUUAAACAUAUGAAAUGAUAAAUAGACUUGCAAGGUGAAGGUGGAUAG